UCGGAUUCGAUAGAAAAAAAAAAAAAUAUAUCUUAUGAUCUCCGUGGACAUUUUCAUUGUAUUUGCAGCGAUCGUCACAACUAUCAAUUCUAAUUUCCUCAAUAAUGUGUAUCGGUCCUCGAUCUCUCCAUUGAGCACAAAUUGGAUGACGGAUGAUGUCAUUGCCCCGAGAUACGGUGCGCAUCGCUGAUGCGCAGCUCUCAAGAUGGCCGUCACGUACAUCUGAUCGGAGGUGUGUGUGCGAAAUUCGACGCCGAUUUGACGUGAUAAAGGUUGAGCCAUGCACAGCGCCCCGCGUCGCUGGCAUGAUGAUCGCGCGUUAGUUAAUUAAUCGGCAUUGAUAUCGAUGUGGACCAUCCCCUGGGCGCCGUCGGGUCGAUGGUUGUUCCUGUCUUCGCGGCCGCCGGCGGCUCGCAUUGAACCAUGUUCAGCAAGAAACUUCAUGUUGACGUCAAAAAGUCGACGCUCAAGAUCCAGGAUGUCAAGAAGGAUAGCGCGACACGGUUCAAACAUCUCAAGAUUGUGCUAGAAAAUGUGGAUACUGAUGAGGCAAAGGGCUUUUUUGAGGGUAACUUCAGCCAUGUCUACUUCAUCCUGUACGAUUGUUUUGUAUCUGCUGAAGCAAAUCUUCGACAACGUGAGCUUUCCUUCCAUAUCGUGCAUAAGGCACACAGAGAAGAGUUAGAACAAGUAUUGCAGCUUCUGGAAAAAGUUUUAACUCUUCUUCCUGAGCUGCUCAACAGACGAUGGCAAUGUCAUAGUUUAGCACGGAUUCUGCAAAAGUUGUUGCAUCCUGGUAACAGUUGGAAACUUCGUAGACAAGCCAUAAGGUAUUUUAUUUUAUGGUAUCAAGCCCUUGGAGAAAAUGCUCCCGAACAUAUACAUCAAAUGUUUGCCAGCUUGGUGCCUGGAUUUCCGCCGCAUCAAGCGUCGCCUUACAAAUGCGAUCGUAAAACAGAGAACAAAAAAGAAAAACUCAUGAAAACAGCUAAUUCCGAAGAAAAAGACAAGAAAGAAUUCUAUGAUACGCAACUCGGACAGAGCACCUUUCAUGACAAUGGAUCAAAUCAAUGUCCUAUCAGUCAAGUUGAUGGCGGGCCUAUCUUACCACCGCAAAGUGGAGAAAAACCACUUGACAAUGAGACUGUUAGGUUUUUAGAAGCGUUGCUCGAAUUUAUGGUCACUCAGGUGGUGAAAAUAGAAUGGCGGGAUAAAUCUACGCGACAAUACAAAACUUUUCAAUUUUUAUUAGAACGCUUUAAAGCAACAUAUCUUCGUCACAUUUGUCCGGAAUUUGAUGACAACUUUUCACUGUAUAAACCUAAUCUGGAAUUACCUACAAUGCGAAAAUCGAUGAAUCAAAAUCAGAAUAAUUAUGUGCUCUGUAAAGUCGCUGUAAUCAAAUGGAUCGCAAGUUUCACACAUGUUGCUAAAAAGGAAGGAAUUUUUGCACAACUUUCGCAAAGUACAACACCAAAUGAGGAAAAUACUGAGUCAGAGUUACGCCGUGUGUCUGUUACUCAAAGUUCUACGGAUUCGAAUUUAUUGUCACCCGAAUCGACUAUAUCCCAGCAAGAUAGUCAAAGUCAGGAAGACAAUACUGUUUCGGCGAUCAUGUUAGUUAGAGAGGUUUUGUAUGGGAAUAGAGAUAAUGUAAACUUUGUACACGAAUUAUACAGACAGGCGUUUCUUCUGGAUUUUAAUCAUGCGGGAGCUAUAAGGAAAGCUAUUGCCGUUUAUAAAGAUUGGAUUCAAAUGAAUGAAAUUCCUCCGUUUAUGUUGGAACCAUUAGACGGUCAUAAGGAUCGAGAUUCGGAAGAAAGUCAGAGAAAGGAUGCCAUUGAAACGGAGAAGAGUCCUUCUGAAAGUUAUCGACAGACAAGAUUAAGAAACGACUCUUAUCUUGGCGCUAUACAUCGGGAGAAUUUAUUCAUUAGAGCAGGCUUGCAAAAUGUUUUGCAAAUUUUCAUUACUCAAGCAUCAAAUGUAUUUUUCUUAGAGAAUUCGGGACCUGCAUCUCCAACAUUACUUGAGGAACAAACGGACAGUUGUAAGAGAGUCUUAAAUGUGUAUCGAUACGUUGUUAUGCACUCUAGACUGGAACCAGCAACUUGGGAACAGUUGCUUAGAGUAUUACUCCAAAUUACAUCGCUCGUAUUGAGUGAGAAAUCAUCUCGUCGCAAACAUCAAGAAACUAUCGGCGGGAAACUUGCUCCUGCGAUAUUCCAGACUUUAAUUGUUACAUGGAUCAAGGCUAACUUAAACGUGGUUAUUUCUACUCAGUUGUGGGACCAGUUCCUAGAAGUGUUAACAUCGUUAACACAAUGGGAAGAGCUAAUUCGAGAGUGGGCGAAAACUCUGGACACGCUGACAAGAGUAUUGGCGCGUCAUGUAUACAACUUGGAUUUGAACGAUCUACCUUUAGAUAGACUUAGCGAACAAAAAUCAAAAAAGCGACGUGGAGUUGGAAGUCGCGCAGCAUCGACAGGAAGUGUACAGCCAGUUCGAAAAGAUAGUGUCGAUCAAGAGAAUAAUGUUAUGCCGAAAGAAAGCGUUACAGAUCAUCCGUUGCGCGAUAUGAGGAAAGUACGGCCGUUACCGCGCAGCGCGAGCGACAACACUAUAUACAGCGGCAAAACUCGUACAAAAUUGCAUAGACAACGCACGCAUACGAUACACAGUGGCAUUCCCGUACUCCCCCUAUCGAUAGAACAAGAUAUGGCGCGGUUACUGUCAAGCAAUUCAUCGUCGGCGACCAGUCGGAAAAUAUUAUCCAGCAGACGUGCCAAAUCUUUGGAUAGCAUUGUUAUAGUCGAUAGCGAACCACCGUCGCCACGAUGCCCAUCGCCGACACCCAGCAGUGGCGUCGACAGCAACAAAGAUAGCCCGAUACAGAUAGAAAAUAUUGAUGGUAGCAGUAUUGAUACAAACGAUGCAUCUGAGAGGAGAUCAGUUAUGGCAGGCGGAGGAGUACGUGGAUGGUUACCAGAUGUGGCUGUCGUUUUAUGGCGCCGUAUGCUAUCAGCACUGGGGGAUGUCAAUAAUAUUCAAGAUCCUGUUUUGCAUGGCCAAGUGAUGGAUUAUCUCGUGCAACUCACACAAACAUUGAUUAAGAUACGUUUAAAUCAAGGAGUAUCUGGAGAUAAUCAAGUAACACCUCCGGCACCAGAAUUGAUUCCACCAUUAACAGUCAUUGCACCUUGGUGCUUCAAGGCGAUUCAACUUCCUGAGAAAUACGAAAGUGGCAAAUUGGCCGCAUAUCGUCUUAUAUGUCUCUUAACUGUGCAACCAUUGGAUAUCAGUCUACCGAAACAGCAUCUUACGCUUUUCUAUCGCGCCGUUCAUAGUGGGAUUGCUAGUAAUGACAGUAAAGUACUACACGUACUCGUAAAGUACACAGGACCUAGAUUAUUUAGUCUGAAUCUACCUGGAUCGAGUCUCUUAAUUCUGGACUACAUACAUGCUGCUAAUGUGAUACUUAGCAGUCAAGACAUUGAGGCGCCAAGGACAGAAGCUGUUUCUAUUAUCGGUUCGUUGUUAUCCUUACCUGCUGCAAUAGUUAAACUACCCAUGUUACAACCGAAUGGACCUGACAUUGUAACUAUGACGUGUCCAGAAGCAAAAGAGCAUAUUGUAACAAUACUUUUGCGAAGUUGUCGACGAGAACCCACUGGAAUUGCGAGAUGCCUGGCUCUAUCAAGUAUUGCGAUAUUUGCAUAUAAAGAAUUGUCCUACAAAACACAACAUCCAAGAAUUCCAGAGGCUGUUACAGUCCUUCUUCUUGCACUUAGACAAAUGCAAGGAACGGAGCAUCGCAGAGCUGGUUUCUGUUUUCCUUUAAUGGAUCAGGCUUCACAUGUCACAGUUGCUCAGGUUGCAUGUGAUUCUCUUCUACUUCUUUGCGAUAAAGCCGAUGUGCUGUUAGAAUUGUAUCCUAAUGUGCCAUCUAAGAUAAUACAGAUCUUGUCGGACACACUAGGGCGAAUGACAACGCGAGAAAGACGUGGCUCACUGACAGUGUCGAUGCUAUUUUGCUUGGGUGAAUGGGCUAUGCAUUUAGGACCGACCGUAUUACUACAAGUGUUUCAAGGAAAACAUCUUCUAAUGACCUUAUUUACAGUGUUAAACAACAUAGUGCAAAAUAAAAUUGGAAAAGAAUUUAUAAAAACCGCUAAGAGUAAUCCAGAGGACGAUGAUGAUUUUGAUCCUAAUAUUACAUUGGAUAAUUUGGUCAACGUGCCUUCCUCGAAAUCACCUAACAAAGGAAAUAUUCAGUCUGUACAAUUGGCAGCAAAAAUGGUAAUGAUGCAUUUAAUCAAUCAUUUGGGACACUUUCCAAUGGGUAUUGGAGCCGCGCGUCUUUCGUCUUUGGUCGUCGAGCUGGACGACGUUCCUGGAAUCGAUGGAGACGAAUUGUCUUCUGCCAUUUUUCAAGCGCCUAAUAUACAGCUCUUGAUGCUUUCUAAUUCAAUCAUAAUGUCAUUAGUAGAAUUGGCGGCACUGGACGCACCUGGCGGAGGAGUUACAGCCGGUUUGACUACGGCUCCUUCUUUGGUCAGAGUUUUGUUGCGCGAUCUCGCUGGAAAAGCUUCCUGGGACAGUUCGAUCUUAUACAGCCAACCUUUUGUCGAGGAUGAUUUACCAUUGCCAUUUGCGAAGCCUGUUGAUUGGAACACGAAAUUACAUACGGACGAUUUGAACAGUGUCAUCACGCCUCACAAUUGUACACCCAGACAUACGAUACGACAUCGUGAGCCUCACAUAUUGCCGACUUUUGCGAACGCUGCGAGCGAUAUGGACAACUUGGAUGAUCUUCUUCAGUACAUAGGACACACGAGUCCAGAAGUUUUGACUAACCCGGAGAUUGCUCUUAAUGCUCCUGCUAAUCCACCCCAGGGACAUUAUCUUGAAAGCGAGACUAUCGCGACGAUUUUGAAUCAAAGAAAUGCCGAGCAAGAACACGUGAACAAUUGGAGUCAACACAUCAGUAUGAGUGCAUCGGCAGUUAGUCCACCAUCGUGCCGUCCGCCACCGGCGCCGUUUCAUCACUGCCGCCUUCUAUUUUCACAUCUAGGUCUGUCUGGUUGGGAGCUGCGCAAAAGAUUGCAUUUGCUGGCGAAAAAUGAGAAGCUCGUACGUGAACUCCGUAAUCUCGACAGCCAACGUUCCAGAGAGACGCACAAGAUAGCGGUCAUUUACGUCAGCCAGGGUCAGGAAGACAAAAACUCCAUACUAAGCAACGUCACUGCCAGUAAGGAGUAUGAGAGCUUUAUCGCGAGGCUCGCUUGGGAAGUUGAAUUAGAAUCGCACACGGGUUUCCUUGGCGGCCUGGUACCUGGGAAAGCAUCCGGUGUUACCGCACCAUAUUAUGCUACAUCAUUCACCGAAGUUCUGUUUCAUGUUGCUACGAGAAUGCCGUCGGAUAGUCCCGAGAGUUUAUUGCAAAAAACACGACAUCUUGGCAAUGAUGAAAUCCACAUAGUUUGGUCGGAACACUGGCGAGAUUAUCGUAGAGAUAUCAUACCCACAGAGUUCUGCGAUGUUUUGAUAGUCAUUUAUCCGCUACAAAAUAAGCUAUAUCGAAUACAGAUCUCGCGAAAAUCGGAAAUUCCGUUUUUCGGGCCUUUAUUCGACGAGUGCAUUGUGGAGGAUAAGGUAUUGCCAGGUUUAGUGAGAACGACCGCAUUAGCCGCGAGUAGAGCUAAACGGUCUACGCUUACAUUAUAUCAAAAUUAUUACGAAGAAAGAGCGCGAUCUAUCGAUACUGUUAUGAGAAAUCACAAAGAACCUACAACGUUCGAGGAGUUUGCGGCUAACGUUUAUUCACCGGUGCAACCGCCAAGCCCGUUCAGCGGAACUUCGUCUGUCUCUGGCUCUACAACAAGCGUGCAAUCCACAGCAUCAUCAAACCUCGCGGCAGCACUUAUUGAUUCGCACCAAGGACGUUCCGGUCUACGCAGCACUUCGACAGCUAGCAGUGACAAUCGUGCGAAUAGAGUUUCUGAUGGAAGCAGAGUGUGGUUUAGCAAUGACAUCCCCGAGAGCACUACGCUUCACGGAAUUUCACCAAGACCUGUAAAAAAGAUGUCCUUUAAAACUGGACCAAAGCAGAGAGCUAACACGCAGUCCACUCCACCAGAUAGUCCGAGAAAUAAAUAAAAGGUUUUUUUUUUAUUCAUAUCGGUAACAUUAUGCUCUGCACAACAGAUUCGGUGGACUUCGAGCGUUACACUCUAAAGGAACUUAUCGGGUAAAAAUUUAAAUAACGAAUAAUUAUACGAUAGGGUAUUCCACUGUUAGUAUUUCGUGCAUAACGUGAAUUAAAGAUAUAUAUAUAUAUAUAUAUAUAUAUAUAUAUAUAUAUAUAUAUAUGUAUAUAUAUAUCAACAAUGCCUGGCAAUUCGAUAACUUUUGCCACCUGAUUACAUAUUUUAUUCACAGUGGAGAUUGAAUUCGAUUAGCGUUUUCUGUUUUCCGUCCUUAGGUUUAAUUUUUACAUUAAAUGUACAGAUCGUUGUUUAUUUGUUGCAACGUGAAUAUUAAUUUAUUGGAAGUGAAUAUAUGAUAAAAUUAUUAAAUUGUAGGUAUACAACUAAGUAUACUUCUCAUAGAGAUUUAUCGAUGUCGAGAGACAGCUAUUUACAUUGUACAGCACUUUCUUGAAAAUUAAUUUAUCCUACUUCGAUAUAGCUUCAAUAGCUAGGAUAAUUCUCUGUCUGAAAGAAGGGAGGAAGGGGUGUAUUUAAAAUGUGUCUAUCUUAAAUUAAAAAUAAGUAUAGAAAUACUAACAUUGUCAGAAUGCUCUGCGAUACUGCUACAUGGCCUUGUAAUUAUCUUAUUUAUCACAAUAUACACAUAGAGAACAACUAUUUUAUUAUUAAUUGGCAAGAGAUAAAUGUAGGAGGACUUAUGAUUAAAAGUUAUUUGCGAUAAAGUUUGUUAGCUUAUACAGUCAUGUAGAACUAAUAUAAAUUUGAUAAUUGCUUUA
Messenger RNA from Cataglyphis hispanica, 6988 nucleotides. RefSeq names its product probable Rho GTPase-activating protein CG5521. The record is from RefSeq and is a predicted model, not a curated record. Gene Ontology annotation, cellular component: cytoplasm; nucleus. Gene Ontology annotation, molecular function: GTPase activator activity. Gene Ontology annotation, biological process: regulation of small GTPase mediated signal transduction; positive regulation of GTPase activity. Bases 424 to 6159 code for a protein of 1911 amino acids. Lineage: Eukaryota; Metazoa; Arthropoda; Insecta; Hymenoptera; Formicidae. The transcript is spliced from 29 exons.